Molecule: messenger RNA, 1766 nt
Organism: Phialemonium atrogriseum
Lineage: Eukaryota; Fungi; Ascomycota; Sordariomycetes; Cephalothecales; Cephalothecaceae
Product: PLC-like phosphodiesterase
Exons: 1
Coding region: 384-1559 (391 amino acids)
Biological process (GO): lipid metabolic process
Molecular function (GO): phosphoric diester hydrolase activity
Source: RefSeq, a predicted model, not a curated record
UCGACCGGCGCAGCUCCCGAAUCCCGAGACCAACAUUAACUACGCCGUAAAUUGCUCACUGGGACUCGGGAUAUCGUUCAGUUGAGCCACGUGGGAGGCAGCAUUUAACCAAUAGACUAAACCUGCAAUCGAUCGGCUUGAAGGUUGGGUAAGCACUUGUAGCCUGGAUACCUAGCCAAUCAUCAACGCACGUUGCUCUCGACCAUGUCUCUUGCCAGCCUCCCUCAGCCCAAAAACUCGCCUUACUCCGCCGGACACCCAAUAAGUAUAAAGGUGUGUCGGCAUGCUGUUUGGGCCAUUUUUAGGUAUCGCCUUUGGCUCGACACACCAGCCGGGUUGCUCGUCAUUCCUCAGGAGGCACGCACCCAUCAAGCCCCAAAACGAUGGCUAAGCUCAAGUGGUUAACCUCCAUCCUCCUGGCCUCCUGCUGGGCGGGCGCGGCCCACUGCAAGAGCACCACCGGGCUAGCGGACCUCGCGCUGCGAAAGGUGCUCGCCGACGCCUCGCAGAUCUUCGGCAUCUACGAUUACGGCGCACGGUGCGGCGGGCGACCGCCCGCAUCGGAGUGGAUGGGGCGACACCCGGACUCGAUGCCGCUGGCCCAGCUGAACAUCCCCGGGGCGCACGACACGGCGACGUGGAACUUCAGCCGCGAGACCAGGGACUCGCUGGCCCCCGACGCCGGCGUGCGCGACCCGGCCUACUACCGCACCCAGACGCUCAGCCCCGCGGACGCCCUGGACGCCGGCCUGCGCUUCUUCGACCUGCGGUACGCGCUCGACCCCACCGGCACGACCCUCGUCUUCUGGCACCACGACGCGCUGCUGUCCGCUGUGGCCGGCGUCGAGGACGUCCUGUUCGCCUUCUACGCCUGGCUGGACGGGCAUCCGUCCGAGGCCGUGAUCCUGUCGUUCCAGUACGAAGGCGGCACGAUGGACGGCGCGAGCAACAACGCGGACGUGCAGACGCGCCUGUUCGACAUCCUGACCUCGGAGGCCGCGCGCCGGUACAUUCUGCAGACCAGGGACGAGCUCGGGACCCUGGGCGAGGCGCGGGGCAAGAUCGUCCUGUUCCGGCGCUUCGACACGGACCGGCUGCCGCCGGGCUACGACGCCGGCGCGCUGCCCGGUUUGCACCUGGCGCCGGGCAGGUGGCCCGACAACUCGGCCGACUUCGGCCUCGUGUACAACGACGCCCGGAACCUGACGGCGUAUAUCGAGGACUACUACGAGCCGGACGACCUGCCCAUCGGACUGAACGCCAGCGUCAAUAUCGCCCGCAAACUUGAUGCCACCACGGCGCACUUGGACAAGGCUGCGUCGAGCUUCCCGGAUAGCCUGUUUAUCACGUUCGCGUCGGGGGAACACAACGAUAACGUCCCACCCGUCUUCCCCGAGAUCAUGGCUUUGGGGAACGGGACCGAAGACACGCCGCUCGGUGGUGUGAAUCAACAGCUCGCCAGUUUCCUGGGAGGUAUGGGGGGAAAGAGGUUAGGAAUUGUGGUGUUGGAUUAUUGGAACCAGCCUUCGGGUCUCGUGGACGCCAUUCUGGCCCUGUAAAGGCCACCGCCUCCGUUGUGAUUCUGAGCCAUGGCGGUUUCUUGGUCAACUUCUUCGGAGCAAAGAGAGGAUAGCAGGAUUUUACUGAUUUUCCCUCAAGAUGGGCCGGUUCUUGGGAGGCUGAAGGCAAAUCAAUCAUCCACUCCCUCGUCACUCCCACUGGACCAACCCUCAUGAUAUUCCUCUGCCAUCCCCGCAAGAUCGUUG